AUGGAGAGCAGCAGCGGCUUUGGUCCCAAAGUAGCCAUCCCUCAGCUCAAGCGGCCUAAUCAGCAGACUGUUUUUUCGAAGUCUCCCCGUAUUAGUUCCGAGAGAGUCAGUCAGGCAUUGCUUUUCGUGGACAUAUUGUGCGAGCUGACAUGUGUAGAACUGAAAUGCUCUGGCACGAGACCGCGCUGCACCAACUGCACGAAGUAUGACGAGGAUUGCAUCUAUCAUCUGUCACGCCGAGACCGGCUAAGAGAGGCCGCUCACAAGAUUGAAGUUCUCUCUACACUGCUCAAGGACAUCCGUGGCGCCCUCAAUGACGAGAAUGCAAAAAGAAUUGAUGAUGUACUCAAAGAAUUUGAAGAUGACACGCCUCCACUACCGCCAUCCGUACACACCAAGUCAUGGAAUAAACGGUUAAGGCCGUCAUCGCCUAAUGAAGCGGAUUGCGAUAGGCAAGCACUUAACAAGGCUCACGUUUCAUCAUCAGUGGACUCUAACAAGGAUCUUAAUUUCCUAGAAGAAGAUGUCCUGGAAAACCUCAGACCAAUUGAGGCAAACUACAUGGGUUGCAACUCCCAGAUCGCAUGGAUGACGACUUUGCAACGAAGUCAGGAUCAGUCUGGACGCGGGCCGUCCUAG
This is a messenger RNA of Exserohilum turcica Et28A, 639 nucleotides long. RefSeq lists its product as uncharacterized. The record is from RefSeq and is a predicted model, not a curated record. Gene Ontology annotation, molecular function: zinc ion binding; DNA-binding transcription factor activity, RNA polymerase II-specific. Lineage: Eukaryota; Fungi; Ascomycota; Dothideomycetes; Pleosporales; Pleosporaceae. The transcript has 3 exons. The coding region runs from base 1 to 639 and encodes 212 amino acids. Gene Ontology annotation, biological process: regulation of DNA-templated transcription.